Phycodurus eques (leafy seadragon) is the source of this 4079-nucleotide messenger RNA. RefSeq names its product G protein-activated inward rectifier potassium channel 1-like. Gene Ontology annotation, biological process: potassium ion import across plasma membrane; regulation of monoatomic ion transmembrane transport. The record is from RefSeq and is a predicted model, not a curated record. Gene Ontology annotation, cellular component: plasma membrane. NCBI's taxonomy places the organism in Eukaryota, Metazoa, Chordata, Actinopteri, Syngnathiformes, Syngnathidae. Gene Ontology annotation, molecular function: G-protein activated inward rectifier potassium channel activity.
AGCAACAACAACAAGAAGUAUUGAGCGCUUGACAGAAAUCCGCGAUCGAUCUGCGAAGCCAUGGCAGCCAUCCGCAGGAAAUUGGGCGAGGACUACCAGGUGGUGAACACCAGCCGGGGCAGGACUUUCUGCGCGCCCGCCAGGAGGAAACGGCAGCGCUUCGUGGAGAAGAACGGCCGCUGCAACGUGCAGCACGGCAACCUGGGCGGCGAGACCAGCCGCUACAUCUCGGACCUGUUCACCACGCUGGUGGACCUCAAGUGGCGCUGGAACCUGCUCAUCUUCAUCCUCACCUACACGGUGGCCUGGCUGGUGAUGGCGUCCAUGUGGUGGCUCAUCGCCUACAUCCGCGGCGACCUGAGCCGCGGCGGCCACGACGCGUCGUCCUACACGCCGUGCGUGGCCAACGUGUACAACUUCCCCUCCGCCUUCCUCUUCUUCAUCGAGACCGAGGCCACCAUCGGCUACGGCCACCGCUACAUCACCGAGAAGUGCCCCGAGGGCAUCCUCCUCUUCCUCUUCCAGUCGCUGCUGGGCUCCAUCGUGGACGCCUUCCUCAUCGGCUGCAUGUUCAUCAAGAUGUCGCAGCCCAAGAAGCGCGCCGAGACGCUCAUGUUCAGCCAGGACGCCGUCGUCUCGCAGCGGGACGGCAAGCUGUGCCUCAUGUUCAGGGUGGGCAACCUGAGGAACAGCCACAUGGUCUCCGCGCAGAUCAGGUGCAAGCUCAUCAAGUCUCGUCAGACCCCCGAAGGCGAGUUCCUGCCUCUGGAUCAGUGCGAGCUGGACGUGGGCUUCGGCACGGGUGCGGACCAGCUCUUUCUGGUGUCGCCGCUCACCAUCUGCCACGAGAUCAACAGCAAGAGCCCGUUCUUCGACCUGUCCCAACGCUCGCUCAUGAACGAGCAGUUCGAGAUCGUCGUCAUCCUUGAAGGCAUCGUGGAAACAACUGGUAUGACAUGUCAGGCUCGGACGUCUUACACGGAAGAUGAAGUCUUGUGGGGCCAUCGGUUCCUGCCUGUCAUGUCCCUGGAGGAGGGCUUCUUCAGGGUGGACUACUCUCAGUUUCACAACACCUUCGAGGUGCCCACACCUCCUUACAGCGUCAAAGAGCAGGAGGAGAAGUCACCGCUGACGUCGCCCAAACCUCUCCCGGUGGCCCUCAUGCCCUCCUCCUCGCCGGUGGGUAACUGCGGCCGAGGGGGCCGCAGGGGAAGGCUCCUCUCGGCCGACAACGUGGAGCCCGCGGAGGACCAGGCCACCAGGCUGCCCAGCAAACUGAUGCGCAUGAGCUCCACCAGAGAGGAGCAACUGUGGAGAGGGAUGAAGACGGCAGUGCCCUUGCCCGGCGGGAAAGCCUCGAGCAUGGGCGACCUGCCGCUAAGCGUCCAGAGGCUCAGGUCCAGCUCCAUCCCCUGCCGCUCGCCAGGAGGGCGGCCGGAGGAGCAGGUCCAGCUCUUGUUCUUGGACGGGGACGCCGAGCAGGCCGAGCUGGAGAGGCACAUAGCGCCGGCGGCCAUUAACACCAUCGCGGCCGCCGGCACGCGGCCGGAGGACAAUUUGCCCCCCAAACUGCGCAGAAUGAACGCAGACCGUUAAUUCAGUAAAUUACAAACUUUUUCAGAGCAUCCAGAAAGUAUUCACGUCGCUUCACUUUUUCCACAUUUCAUCAUGUUACAGCCUUAUUUUGAAAUGGAUUCAUUUUUACAUUCUUUUGUUCCUCACAAAUCUACGCACACUUUUGAGAUUUUUGCAAAUUCAUUCAAUGUAAAACAACUCAGAAAUCACAUGUACGUACAGUAAGUAAACCGUGACGUCAGGCGGAGUUCUGGGUGGCAACUGCUCCAGUGGCACCACCAGUAUGCAAACCUUUACGUGUCAUUUGACCAAGGCAGAGGAAUUGAGAAAACAUGGUAAAUGGCUUGAAUGAUAACCUUACCGCCGUAGGUUGUAUGUGUAACGUGCCAGUCGAAAAGAUGUUUCGUCAGGUAAAUUGCUUGGAAGGGAGACAGAACGCCAGCUGUAAUUUACAUUAAAGGGUAAGUUGAUAAAAUAAAUAAAUGAAUCGAUGCGGUGGAAAUUGAGACAUAGUUAAGAUGAUCAAUUGACUUUUCUGUCGCUUGGAUUAAUGGCACAGACGUGCUCUUUUGAUGGUGAAAUGGAUUGAUACGAUGGAGGUUCGGUUUCCAGUCUGUCCCUAUAAAGUGUCUACUACGCCAUUAGGCAGUCUUGCGAUCUUCUCUCUUCUCUCGAUUUCAGUUCAGAUCAGCGGUGGUAAUUCGCUUUCUGCCGCCCAGAGGUAACCUGGCACCUAUUAUUUACAAAAUAUUCUAAAAAGGUCGAUUCACAGUCUUUAUCGUGAAGCUCCAAAUUGGACUCGUGCAUCCUGUUUCCGCUGGUGAUGUUUCUAAAGCUUAAAUGGAGGCAACCUGUGGUAAACUCAGUUAAUUGGACUCAAUUUGAAAAAGCACACAGUGUUUGUCAGAGUACAAACCGAGCAUGAAUUGUCUCGAAGCACAGAUAUGAGAAAUAGUACAGAAAAAACAAUUCAGCUGCUUUGAAUGUCCCACGGUAACAUAACAAGAUGUGGAAAAAAGUGAAGCGUUGUGUACACUCUGCGGUUGCACUGCAUGGGCAUUGCAGACAAUAAAUAACUGUGAUAUUAGUUGUAAAUUUACCUGCAGGUUUUAUUUGCCAUCUACCCUUAGAGAGACAAUAAGCCAUCCAUCCGCUCCGACUGUGAGUCUCUUUUGAUAGUUCACCAUCUGUGCCCCCUACCCUUCUGCCCUUGAGCUUCUUCUUUUCUCUCACAAACUUUCUUACGGGAUGAAAUACACUUUAUCGAUGCACCAAAGCGUCAGCCACCACGAGUCGCCGUCACCGUUUGCUAACCCUCCUUUCUUUGCCCGUGUUGUGUUGGGGGGGGGGGGUGGUCAAAUAAGGUUAGGAUCAAGUACAAGACGUUUCAUGCUGAUAGUUUUUGUCUAAAACCGCAAACACAUUUUAUAUCAGGCUAACCGGGGCUACUUUAGUGUACAUUGUAGCUUUACGGACAGAUCGGGAAUCAGUGCCCGACUGUACCCUUGUUUCACAUACUGGCUUAAGUCAUUAUAAAAAUGCCAAACUAUAACCCAAACUAAAUAUGUCAGAAAACAAAAUUAGUUGGGAUGGUUUGAAAGAAUGUAAUUGGUGUCGUUGAUGAUGCACAACCUGAAGGCCGACGUUAGCAUCGCUUUAUUGGCUGUAGGGAAACUAUUUGGCAGUUAUUCAUCCACAUUUGGGUUCUUUUGUGACAUAAUUAAGGUAUAAAACCAUGUCUACCUCUUUGUUCCAAAUUCUAUAUCACGCUUAGCAGCCGAGCAAGCGCGAUAGAGGGGUUAGCAAGCGGGCGGUUGACUGAAGAAAAUCACACAAGUCAGGUUGAUACGAUUUCUAAUUUCCACAUGGACUGUAUGUGUGUUUAUUGUUAUAUUUACUAAGGGGACAUAGCCACUGUGAUAUCAGUGGACAGCUGAAAUAUGGACAGAAGUGUUCUGAAGAGUGACGGACUGACAUUGAUUGUUGUAGUAACUAACCUGUGAGCCUUUUUAUUUAUUCAUUCAUUGAUGUUAUUUAUUUUGAGAACUCACUGUGAAUUCGUCAAAGCCGCAAGACAAACGAAGCGCCUGGUUGCUUAAAUGUGCAGUCUUUGAUUUGUGUCCCAUUCUUUUCGACAAACUUGCCAAAGGCAUCUCGUACACAAAGGAAAUCCUUUUACUGUAUUUUACUAAAAAUUGAGCCAUAAAAAAAAAAGGAAUGCAGUAAAGCAGUAAAGUAUUUUUCUUAUGUUAAUGCUGGGUGUUAUUUUUUUCUCACUCAAGCUUGUAUCCAGUUCUUUUAUACACUUAGUUGCCGGGGAAUUUGGGGCUGUCUUCACCUUUAUGUUUGCAUUGGUCGAACUACAAUUUAUUAGACAUAACAGGUCAACACUACAAAUCCAAUUUGAAUGACUUCCUUCUAUCCUGAUUGAUUCAUGCACCAUGCAAUGUUUUCAGGGGAUCAAUGUGUUAUUGUUUAAAGAAUAGAGGGGGGGGGGGGGGGGG